Corylus avellana is the source of this 1788-nucleotide messenger RNA. It is a transcript of the gene AMSH1, whose product is annotated as associated molecule with the SH3 domain of STAM 1. Gene Ontology annotation, molecular function: K63-linked deubiquitinase activity; metal-dependent deubiquitinase activity; protein binding. Gene Ontology annotation, cellular component: membrane; endosome. Gene Ontology annotation, biological process: protein K63-linked deubiquitination; protein K48-linked deubiquitination. NCBI's taxonomy places the organism in Eukaryota, Viridiplantae, Streptophyta, Magnoliopsida, Fagales, Betulaceae. The record is from RefSeq and is a predicted model, not a curated record.
ACGUCUUUCGAAGAGAGAAGAAUAUUAUAGAUCUGUACAUUAUGCUUUUAAGAUUUUCAAGUUUGGUCUCUGAGACAUUACCAUGCCAUCGAGAUUACAGAGCAUCUCUUCAAAGCCAAAAAGUUUAUUUGAAAAAGAAAUUUCUGAUGGCAUUGACUGAGCUGGAGGAGUUGAAGCCUGUAGUGCAGCAGAAGAUCAUUGAAUUAAACAGAAAACAAGCACAUCAAGUAAACGGGCUGGGCCAGUUUCAUCAAAAUAAUUCAUUACAUUGGUCUCCAGUUAAAAAGCAAACCCUAACUAAUUAUGAUGUAACAAAGGCUACAAGACCAGCUGCACCUCAAUUCAACUAUCAAGGUUCAAGGGCUCAACAAUUUUCAUAUGCCAGGCCUGUGGAAGAGCAAUGCCGCAAGUUAUCUUUAAAUAUGAUGCGUCCGAAGGAGGAAACUCUCUCCAGACAUUCUAUCUUGGGUCCGAAUGGGCUUUCUGGGCAGUGGCAGCCACCUAUAACUGCUGAUAAAGGGGUCCAAUAUCCCAGCAUCAUAGACCUGACUCCAGUUGAAAUCCCAAGCCUGCAGAAAACCUUAGAUGGACUUGCAAUUACAAACGAUUAUAACAACUCAGAACAAGAAAGAUUAAGUCGGGAAUCAAUUCUUACCCAGAAUGAUAAUACCCAGAUGCAUCGUCGUGAGGGACCUUGCUCCUUGAUUUCGUUUGAAACAACAGAAUCCCCUACUCAAUCAGAUAUUAUCAGACAGCCUUCUCCUCCACCUGUACUUGCUGAAGUACAAGAUUUGAUCCCUGCAGUGUCACAACCUUCUCCAAAUGUACUAGCUGAAGUUCAAGAUUUAAUACCUGCAGUGUCAUCCCAAGUUAGUGAGGCAGAACGUGGAAUGGAGACUUCCCUACAAGAUAAUUUGGUUCAUGCUGAAUCUCCACUGCAAUUACACAUUUCAACUGCAGUUAUGGAGACCUUUAUGAAGCUCGCUAAGUCAAACACAGAUAAGAACUUAGAAACAUGCGGUGUCCUUGCAGGUUCACUUAAAAACAGAAAAUUCUAUGUUACGGCUCUCAUCAUUCCUAAGCAGGAAUCAACAUCAGAUACUUGUCAGACGACAAAUGAAGAGGAAAUUUUUGAGGUGCAGGACAAACAGUCUCUUUUCCCACUUGGUUGGAUUCAUACACAUCCUUCUCAGUCUUGUUUCAUGUCGUCGGUUGAUGUUCACACUCAUUACUCAUAUCAGAUUAUGUUGCCAGAAGCUGUCGCCAUUGUCAUGGCACCAAGAGAUGGUUCAAGAAAGCAUGGCAUUUUCCGGUUAACAACCCCCGGUGGCAUGUCUGUCAUUAGACACUGUCAGCAACGUGGCUUUCAUCCACAUAGUGAGCCUCCGGACGGCGGGCCCAUAUACAAGAGUUGUACAGAUGUUUACAUGAACCCUAAUUUAAAAUUUGACGUCAUUGAUCUUCGGUGAUGACAAUCACAACAUUCAGAUGGGUAAUAUUCAUGAUCUAAUUGUUCAUAUACUCUGCUCAAUAAUAUUCACUUUACCAUUACAGAGCUGUUCAAAAGCUAGAAUAGGCGUGUGUUUAUAUAUUGGUGCUUGUAUAAAAGAUAGGAGAAGCUUGAUCAAUCGGCCAUCAAAUGGCAAUGGAAGCUCUGUGCUUCGAUAUAUGAUUUGUUGAGAUUGCAUGGAAACAAAACCUUUUCUUUUGGAUUACAAAUUGUUUUAACAGAAAGCAUCAUUGGACAUGAAUGAACACAUUAUGGAGAUGGAUUUUGUUGCUGGAUCA